AUGAAUGAUGGUGAAAACGAGUUAGCAAAACGCAAGAAGAAACACUGGACAUUAGAUUGGGAUAAGGAUGAAUUCUCUGGAAAAGGUGGAGAUGCUUUUGUUAUGAAUGGCUUUAAAAACUGGAAUAUACCAAAUAGGUUCGAAAGACAUGAGGGAGCCGUUAAUAGUAUCCAUAAUCGAGCUAGAGAAAAGUUUGAUAUGCUUACCAAAUCCAAAAAGUCAAUACAAAGUGCUUUUAAGCAUCAAUCUACAAAAUCCCAAAAAGAAUACCACAGUCGUUUGUUUGCUUCAAUACAUAGUAUAAGGUAUCUUUUACAUCAAGGAUUGCCAACUCGGGGUCAUGAUGAAAGUCAAGGAUCAAGUAAUAAAGGGAACUUUAUCGAACUUCUUGAAUGGUUAGCAAAACAUAAUGAGGAAGUUGAAAAAGUUGUGUUGAAAAAUGCUCCAAAGAACUUAAAAGUGACCUCCUCUUCCAUUGAAAAAGAUAUCACACACGCUUGUGCAAAAGAAACAACUGAAGCCAUUAUUAAAGAACUUGGUGAAGAUUACUUUGCAAUAUUGGCAGAUGAAUCGGCUGAUAUAACUCAUAACGAGAAAAUUUCUUUGUGCUUGCAAUAUGCAAUUUAUUCUUUGCUUACGGAGCAUUCGUUAAGUUCAUCUAAAAUUCGAGGUCAAGGAUAUGAUGGAGCUAGCAAUAUGAAGGGUGAAAGUAAUGGACUUAAAACUCUAAUCUUAAAAGAAACCACAUCUGCAUACUAUGUUCACUAUUUUGCACAUCAACAUCAACUAACAAUAGUUGUUGUUUCAAAAAAGAGCAUAAAUUAUGGUUGGCUCUUUGACAUACUUACAAACUUACUAAAUAUCAUUGGAGUUUCUUGUAAGAGAAAAGAAAUGUUGCCAGAAGCUCAAGCUCAAAAGGUUUCACAAGCAUUUGAUGAUGGUCAACUUGAAAGUGGCAAAGGAUUGAAUCAAGAACUUAGUUUGGGAAGACCAGGUGAUACUCGUUGGGGAUCCCACUAUAAACUGACUGUGAAUGUUAUUUCCUUAUAUCCUGUGAUACGCGAGGUUCUUGAUAAGAUUGGAGAUGUAUCUUCAAGCACGGACGAUUGGCUAAAAGUGGAUGUUGUUGGUUAUUUACCCGAGUCUUUUGAUUUUAUAUUUAUGAUACAUUUGAUGAAGACUAUUUUUGAUGAUGCAAAUGAUUUGAACAACGCUUUACAAACUAAAGAUCAAGACAUAGUUAAUGCCAUGUCGUUGGUGACAUUGACCCGACAACGACUACAACAAGUAAAAGAUAAUGGGUGGGAACCUCUCCUAAGUUUGAGUAUCCCUUUCGAAAAGUAG
Molecule: messenger RNA, 1344 nt
Organism: Lactuca sativa (garden lettuce)
Lineage: Eukaryota; Viridiplantae; Streptophyta; Magnoliopsida; Asterales; Asteraceae
Source: RefSeq, a predicted model, not a curated record